Cylas formicarius (sweet potato weevil) is the source of this 4440-nucleotide messenger RNA. RefSeq names its product ubiquitin carboxyl-terminal hydrolase 20 (gene Usp20-33). Gene Ontology annotation, biological process: protein deubiquitination. Gene Ontology annotation, molecular function: cysteine-type deubiquitinase activity; zinc ion binding. The record is from RefSeq and is a predicted model, not a curated record. Bases 234 to 2951 code for a protein of 905 amino acids. Lineage: Eukaryota; Metazoa; Arthropoda; Insecta; Coleoptera; Brentidae. The transcript has 13 exons.
GUGCAUUUUCAAAUUUUGGGCGGUGCACGGAAGUAAUUAGCGUUUACUUACGGCCAAAGCACGGGACCAAUGUUGAAAUUUUUAUAAAAAUUGUGCCAACGAAAUUCCAUCGUAAAUAUUUAAUUUUCAUAAUGAUUCUAAAGUUGAUCCUUGAACCUGACUGCCUUAAAGUUUGCGACAUGUUACGUCGGUUUAAUUGCAAGCUUAAUUACUCGAAGGUGUAAAGAAUCAAGAUGAGGAAGUUCUGCGGCCACCUCGAUGAUUCUGUUACCGAUCCUACUCAAAUCGAUACGAUUUUAAAGCUUAUAGCCCCCGACGCAAAAUGUACGGAUUGCAACUGUGCAGGGCCCAAUCUGUGGCUCUGCCUCUACAGGACCUGUUUUCACACCGGCUGCAGCGAGAAAUCCAACGAUCACAGCACCCUGCACAAUACCAAAGAUCCGAACCAUUGUAUCCACAUGAACCUGUCGACGCGGCGUGUGUGGUGCUACAAGUGCAAGAGGGAGGUCUUCCUCGAUAGUUACCGCGACGACGAAAGCUGCGGCGUCUCGUUAAACGAAGAUUCCGGUCGUGGUAGCACCAGCACCCUCAGGGCGGGUGGCGGUAGCAGCCCGGUCGCCGCAAAAAUAUUUGAAAACAACAGCGUCGGUCUGAACGUGGGCGUGGCCGCUGAGGGAGACGCAUCCGACUCGAGCGAGGUGGGCGAUUACGGUGACUACGCUCACGUGAGGCCGGCGGGGUUGGUCGGUAUGCAGAAUAUAGGAAACACGUGUUACAUGAACGCUGCGCUCCAGGCGUUGAGCAAUACUGAGCCCCUCACUCGGUACUUUUUGGACUGCGCCCAAAUUGUGCAGAUACUGUCGGAAGGUAAGAAGCCGGGUCUGAGUCGGACGUACCAGGCCCUGGUCAGGGACAUAUGGCUGCGGAAAACCAAUCAGACUUACGUCACUCCGUCAGGUAUUUUGUAUGGUAUCAGGAACGUCCACGCGAUGUUCCGAGGGUAUCAUCAGCACGAUACACAGGAGUUCCUCAGGAACUUCAUGGAUCAACUGCACGAGGACCUUAAGCAGCCAGCACCGCCCGAGGUGACGUCAGGCGGCGACGCCGACUCAUUCAGUCUUGCCGUGGACGAGCCGCUGAGUCCGACUUCGAACUAUGACUCGAGCGAGGGGGAAUACGAGACCUGCGACUCGGGAGUCAGCGAGCGAUCGAGCCUCAGUGACGACUCGGAGAUUCCGCAGAUCGCUAUCAGUACGGCCAAGCGACGUCUGAGCAGAUGCGGCAGUCCCAGCAGGAGGCAGAGGCAGAGAGUACAAAACUGUUCGGUCAUAGAUUCUCAACCGACAACGAGUUUAUCGUCGGCCGACAAAAGCAAGAAACAGGCCAAGUACCGAUCAAUCAUAUCAGACAUAUUCGACGGCAAACUGCUCUCGUCGGUACAGUGUUUGACCUGCGAUCGGAUAUCCAGCAGGAUUGAAACAUUCCAAGACUUGUCUUUGCCCAUUCCGUCUAGGGAUCAUCUGGUUUUGUUGCACGGCAGAAACACAGCCGCGCCAAAUGCCACCUGCUCCGACGUGGUGGUACCCGCCCAGGACGGUUGGAUAUCAUGGUUCUUCGCUUGGCUGAAGUCGUGGUUCUACGGGCCGACGGUGACGCUUCACGACUGUCUAGCCGCUUUCUUCAGCACCGACGAGCUCAAAGGCGACAACAUGUACAGCUGCGAGAAGUGCAAUAAGCUGCGCAACGGCAUCAAGUUCAGCAAGGUGCUUCAACUGCCCGAGGUCCUGUGCAUCCACCUUAAACGGUUCAGGCACGAGCUGAUGUACAGCAGCAAGAUCUCGUCCGCGGUCAGUUUCCCGCUGCGCGGUCUCGACAUGUGGCCCUACCUUCAUGCCAACAUAACAUCGAAGGUGUCUACCUACGACCUGUUUUCUGUGAUCUGCCACCACGGUACCGCCGGAGGCGGGCACUACACUUGUUACGCCCUGAACGGCAGCCAGUGGUACGAGUUUGACGAUCAGUACGUCACCAAAGUGCCCGCGGAACGGGUGCAGAACUGCGAGGCGUACGUGCUGUUCUACAGGAAGACCCAGUCGGCGGCGGAGCCGGUGCGUGCCAAGGCAACCAAAAUGGCCGAGGAGAUCAUCGAGAAGGGUGGCGAGAUCAGGAAGGCAUACAUAUCCAGGCAGUGGCUCGCCAGGUUUUACAAUUGCGUGGAGCCUGGUCCGAUCGACAACACAGACUUUCUCUGUCAUCACGGGGCAUUCAACCCGGACCGAGAGCACAUCGUCGAGCAUCUGGAGUGCGAGGUACCCUACGAAGUCUACGACUACCUCCACAAGCGAUUCGGCGGCUGUCCGCCUGUCACUAGUCGCGCUACGUGUCCCGCAUGUACCGCCCUCCAACACCGACUCCUCAACGAGAUGAAGGCGUUCCUCGAGAUUAGUCGCGAAGCGCAGCUCGAGAACAGGCCUCACACUCAUUAUCUGUCAACGUCGUGGUACAAGCUGUGGCACAAUUUCGUAGAGCGAAACGCCCACGAGCCACCUGGACCCAUAGACAACACCCGGAUCGAUCUGGAACGCGUCGACCACGACGAAGCCGCGGAAGUGCCGGAGUGCGUCUGGGAUUUUUUCCACAAGAUAUACGGGGGCGGGCCCGUGCUCAAGGUCGAGCCGGAUGUGAACGAGUUAGCUGGCGUAGAGUGCGCGAGCAACGAGGACGACGACGCAGACGCGACGCUGGUCAUCGGAUGGGAGGCGCGUAAUGGGGAUGCUGAAGGCCGAGGUUGCGACACGAUGGAAGGGGAGACCUUGGAAAAGGACGACGAUAAGGAGGCGUGUCGCGGGUCGGAAGAGGAGUCGUCGAAGGUCGAGACGACGACCAAAACGAGACGAGAAGGAGGAGGUGCUAGACGGGCGAGCCGUUACCGGCGUCGGAACAUCCAUUGAAAGUGGGGGGCGUGGUUCGUUGCGUACUUUAGGAAAAUUGUUUGACGCGGGGUGGGCUGGGACGGUGUUUGUUUCUUUUUGUCCUGUGCGCGCGAUCUCGCGUCGUGCCCUGAGUUUAGUUGAAAAAAAUAAAGUAAAACCAAAGGCGAAGGACUAAAAUUUUUUCAGUAACCGCGAAAACUUCGACUGUCAACGUGUGACUUAAUAACCUUUCCUAUCGUGUCCGAUCGUCGACGGUGUGCGGCGUUUUUUCGUUUCUCUGUGAAGUUUAUGGAGGAGGGCUAAAAAGAGGGACGCCAAUCGCAAUGUUGACAAAACGGGUCUGUUGUAAUUGAGUUCUCUCAAAUUUCAGUCAUUAUUCUACUGUUUCGGCUGUGUUUUUUUAUCAACAUGGUGUACCCGAAAUACACACAUCUAAUUGAGAAAAAUCGGGGAUAGCAGAAAAUUAGUAAAAUAUUAUUUUUCCACUCCUUCCUGAUACUGCUCCGACGCGUCCAAUUUGAUUAUUGAUAAAUUUAAAAUUUAAUAGUAUUUUAACGUUUGACAAUUUUGAUAGUCAUUCAGUGAAUAUAUUCAUGCUGUUUUGCAAAAAUGUACCCAAAAACUAAUGGUCACAGAAAAUGAAGAGUAUGUCCUAGUUAAAAACUUUUCCAGACACUAGUUAAUCAGCACUCACUUCGCUGAAGGGAGUCAAUAUAGAACUUAUAUUUCCACCUAGCGAUAACUCUAAAAAAAUACGCGUUUUUUUCUUCUAUAAGAACCAGAGAAUUUUGUUCUUAUUUAGGACCGUUAUAUUCAAUGCAUUUAUAUUAAAGAAAAAAAAACAUCAAUCAUAUUAGUUAAAAUGUACAGGGAUGCAAGUGCUCAUACAUCCCAUUGCUUCCAAACAACUUAAAGAUUUGGCGAUGUACUUUCUUUACUUUGGUAAAAAUGUUAAAGACUUAUUUACCCUCCUAAGAAAACAGUCCAGCAUUACGUUUUAUCUCCUUUUUAGCUCUCUGUAAUUUCACCAGUAAAAAAAAUCAUUUACACAUCGGUGUAUAUUGUGUUCAUAUCCUAAUAAGCUUUAUAUACAGGGUAAAGUCGAAGAAAAAUUUUCUUGGUCUGCGAAGAAACAAUACUUUCAUAUUUUACUAUACACAGGGUGGGGUAGGACAAGUUUAACGUUCGUAAACAUGUAUAACGCGAUGAGUCAGGCCAUUAAUCCGGCCGACGACUUCUCAAAGAUAUUAAAAUGGAUAAGAUGUCUUGUACCGAGUUAAUUAAGCGGCAGUGUUUUUUUUAUUCUGCGAUGUCCCAUUUCCGCAUUUUGUUGUUUAACGAGGAAACUUCACAGCGGUUGUCAAGUCAAAGCAAUAAUUUGUUAAUCGUUGGAUACUUCUCCUUGUCGCGGGUUUAAUGCUGGGUGUUAUUGAUCGUUGAACGCUAUUUUUUCCAACAUUAUAUAUUUAUUAAAAAAUAAAAAACACGAGAAAGAAUAAACGAUAUA